UCAUGCUGGUGAAAGAGAACCCUGUUCUGGUGGACGUGUCGGCUCUGGAGAAGUGCUACCAGGUGAUGGACCUGCUGUGUGAACAGUGCGUGAAGCAGGAGGACAUGAACGAAGUGCUGGCCAUGAAGAUGCACUACAUCAGCUGUAUACUGCAAAAGUGCCUGGUAUUUCUGCAGAAAUGUGACGACAAGCUGGACGCUCUUGUCAAGAGUCUGCUGAGGGGGAGAGAAAGCGACGGCUUCCCUCAGUACCAGGAGAGGUUCAUUCGGGACUGCAUUCGAAAGUUUCCCUACUGUGAGGCUACUCUUCUUCAGCAGCUGGUGAGGAGCUUUACAUCGGUAGAGAUUGGCAACGACCCGACGGCGUACUCGGUGCUGACCCAGGCUCUUACCGGUCAGAUGGCGUUCGAGGACGUUGACUAUUGUGUGACGUGCGGUGAGAAAGGAGCGGACAAGAGGUGCUCUCUUUGUAAAACAAUCACUUACUGCAGCUUGAACUGCCAGAGGCUUCACUGGUUCACGCAUAAAAGGAUGUGCAGGUCCCUGCAAGAGCAAGACGCCGAUCUGGACAAGGACACUCCGAGACUUAAAGAACUGAGAGAUGACGAAAGUGACCUGAUGCUGGAGACGGCACACUUUUUGCAGGAGCUGGUCCUGCGGGCGGAGGAGAAGGUGGCUGCUGCUGGGGGCUGCCCUGCAGAGCUGCUUUCCUGCCCGUCUGCCUCUUCAGAGGGGCCGUCCUUCGGCCAGGACUGAGGCAGAAUUAUUGCGUUGGUGUCCCGAACCAAUCAGUGAGGGACCAGCCGUGUCAGGAGGUCACAAUUUUUUUUGUAUAUAUUCAAACCAAAUUUGGCCGUGAUACCAAAGCUACUCAGGUACUUUUCAAAGACGUAAUGUUAGUAUUGAAUUGGACACACUGAGAGUGAGAAUUUUUUUAUUUUUUUUAAUUUUUGCUAGUAAUUAGACUUGCUUUUUUUGGCCAAAAAAAAAAAGAUUAGAUAUCAAGUGGGCCGGACCAUUAUAAUCGAAACAUAAUUUCCUAUAAAUAACAACAAGUUCAUGUUUUUCCCCUUUGUUUUCAUGCACAGAAGUACAAAUUUCCUAAACAUGAGGUGUACUUUUUGAUUUUCAAAAUUCAUCAAGUGGGCCGGUUUUUGGACUGCGGGUCGUAUGUUUGACACCCCUGUGUUUGAGACUGCUUAGAGAAGAUUUUAAAUAAACCUGUCACAAAAUCUACAGUGAAACAUCUGGCUUUUUGGAACGUUAUUGGACUCCCGACAGCAGAUGGCAGCAUUUCCUCUCUUUACACUCCUCCAAGCUUAGGACUAAAAUUGCAAAAUGGUCCAUUCAAACAUCAUCAUGAAAGGUUUUCACUGUCUAAACCAGGGGUGGCAAACAUAUGGCCCGUGGGCCAAAACCGGCCCGCUAUGGUGCUCAAUCCGGCCUGCUUGAUGAAUUUUGAAAAUAAAAAAAUAAUACACAAACACUUAGUGUUCAGGAUGCAGUUUUUAAAAUUAUUAUUAUUAUACUGUGCAUGAACCGAAACGAGUUUGACACACCUGAUUUUUUUUGGUAAUAUUUGUAAUUUCAUUCCCUUUGUGUAAUCAUAAUAUCAGUUUUGCAGGAAUUUAAUUGUUUUUAGAUCAAGUGAAGUGGAGUUUUUUUAAAGCAAAAGCUGUAAUUCAACAUGGGGGUACGUGGGGCUGUACAAGAAAGAAAAGAAAAACUCCACUGCGUCUAAGAUCGUAUUUAAAUACAGUUCUACUGAUAUGUUUAUGUUCUAAUCAUAUGCCUGAUUAAAAUUGCUUUGCUGUAUUUUUUUCCCCUCUCUCUUCUUUGACAUUUUGUCUUUUCUUUUUAGGAGAAAAAUGCCCUUGUAUUAAGAUUGAGGCUCACGGUGUGACAACAGGAAGACAGAUGUUGGUCAGUGCUGAAAAAUUAGGAGAGACUACUGUUCCGCCUCACUUUCUCACACAUGCUGAAUGUCCUUCGGCAGUCCACCCGAGCCGCGUCUCCUUUAGCCCCUUUUGUUCUCCGCUUCCAGCGCUCCGCUCCCGUGGAUGCACCCCGACAUCUGUCACUGUGGGGUGAUGGGCACAAGCAGCGAGCAUGGCCGCUGUCAUGCUGACUGUAAGUAGAGUCACAACUCAAGCCCCGGCCUUAUUUUUCCAGCCCAUUAUCCCCUGAUCCGCGUGUCACACUAACACUGGACGGCGGCGCAGCAUAAAAGCCCGAUCUCAAAUUUCCGGUUUUGAGAUGUAAAAAUUAGCAAAUGUUCUGUGGGAUCAAGUAACUUCGACUAUGUCCCUACAAGCCCCCCAGGUUUUUUUUUUUUUUCCCCCCCCCCCUUCUUCUAUCUCCCCUUAUCCAUACCUCCACUUUGAUGAUGGGAUGUCACAAACACAGCUUUUUGGGGUAACUGGAGCUCAUUUUUGAGUGCGAAAAAAACAAAAAAAAAGCGCACUCCACACCUCUGUGCAACAAUAAAGGCAUGGGCCUUUAUUGGACAGUUUUGGAGUGGAUUUAUUUUCAGUGGUAUCAAAGGAAAGACAAGGACAGCUGGAGUAAAAGUCAUUGUCACAGGGUCCUGGGAACUGCGUGUAAAAGGACACCUCAGGUCUUAGGGGCAAAGUUUCGGCAGGAUGAAGGCGCAGGGGAGGCUUUGUCAGGCCACUGUAUGAUUCGGAUGAUGGACGUAUGCAUAGAUCAUGUUGGUGAGCUCAUCCUCAACCCCGCCGAGCCAAGGCUCGUGGGGUCUCGGCGAAGAUCUUCGAUUUCAAAACAAAAUCUCGACGCGGAGCGCUCGCAAAAUCUCGUCAAAUCAGGAUUUCGCUGAAAUAACGGUCGUGACCGCUUCCCCCCCUUUUCCUUCUGCUUUAAUGUAAAAAAAAAAGAAAAAAAGACGUCAUCGAUCAAUCGAUCUUUCUUCUCAUCCAGAAAACACAUAUAACGUUAUUUCUUAUUUUACUGAAUGCGUCUUUUUUC
Molecule: messenger RNA, 2984 nt
Organism: Cynoglossus semilaevis (tongue sole)
Lineage: Eukaryota; Metazoa; Chordata; Actinopteri; Pleuronectiformes; Cynoglossidae
Product: ankyrin repeat and MYND domain-containing protein 2-like
Exons: 5
Coding region: 3-755 (250 amino acids)
Source: RefSeq, a predicted model, not a curated record